AUGUUAGGAAAUUUAUUCAAUAAAAAUAAUAGAAGGAACCAAAAUAAUAAUAAUAAGAGUAAGAAUGAUUUUAAUGAAGCAAAUAAUAACUAUUCUAUUUCUGUGACAUCAGUUAAAGAUAAUUUUAUAUCAGAUAAUGAUUUUGCAUCAACGAGCUCAAAAGUUUUCCAAAAUUUUAAUAAUUAUUCAUCAAACAACCACCAUCUAAAACCUACUACGGUAGUAGCGAAAAGCGCUACUGGUGCAUUUCUAGGCUCCAAUCUUGACGACAUAUCUCACUCUCAACAAAAGAAAUAUUUUCAUCACUCACACCAUAUCACUAAUCCACCUAUAUUAGAUCAUAUCUCUGAUGAUUUAAAAUAUUGUUUAUUCGGCACGAAAAAUGUACUUUAUUCCAAUACUACAGACACUACCCAGAUGGCUACUAUAAAAGAUAAAAAUUACGCUUUUAGGAUUCUUAUAGCUGAAGAAACCGGACAAAUUGCAUGUAGAAACAACUACAAGGUCUCUUUAGAUUAUAGUUUUCCUCGUGGUUCUGAUAUUGAAAAAAUUAGACCAAAUGAAUUAAAACAAUACACUUUUGGCUCCAUGGUAAGAACUAAUGAUUCUCUAAAAGAUAAUGAAAAGUUUAGAGUGAUCCCUAAUUCGGAAUUUAUUUUAAUAACUAAAAUCUUUCAUUUUAAGACAAUACCGAAUAGAUUUUCGAUAUCGUUAUGUAUCCCAAAAAUUUUAUUAUCAGUAAUCACUGAAUGUUGGAGUGAUAUCAAACAAUGGUUAGAUUUAACCCAAAGUUUAACCAUUUUACAAUUAGAAAAAAUUGUAAUUGAUAAUACAAUAACUAACUAUAACGUUGGACUUUUACCACCAGAUUAUAAUUCCCAUUUCCCAAAAGUUGUAGACACAAUUGUUCACGAUUUGCAAAGAAGAAUGAUACCUUGUUUUAAAGCAUUUUCUGAAAUACCCAGAUUAUUUAUAUACCCAGAAAUUUGCCCGGAGUUUGUGAAUACUUGGUUUAAGGAGGUUUUUAAUUGGAUAGAAAUUAAAGACGGUCCUAAGUUAAAUUUUUUGUCCACAUUAAUAGCUACAAUAUUGUUAGAUGUUAAAGAUUUUCUGAUAGAAAACAAGUCUACAAGAUUGGUGCUUUUAUCUGGUAAUCCCUUAGUGGCUAAUAAAUUAGUAUUCAUACUUGCAAACCUGUUGGAACCAAGAUUUAGAGGAUCUUUAGACCUUUUCAAUAAACCACAUCCUGAUAAAAAUAUUAAUAAUAAUAAUAUUAGCAAACCAACUAACCCGAUAAAGGAAGAAAAUAUUGAAGAUACAGUAACUAUAGAUAAAAUUUUGACUUACAAUAAUAAAUCUCGUAAAAAUAAAGAACACAAUAUAGAUAAAAGUAGUCUCACUCCUACCAAGGAAACAGAUUCAAUCUCAAAUAUUCUAAUUAACUCGCCCUCUUCACAAAUUUUUUAUGAUUCAAAAAAGGGUUGGGAAAUCCCCCAAAAAAAAUCCAGUAGUUUUCGGUCUACAUCUUUGUCAUCAGAUGAUUCUAUAGCUGAAGUUAUUCAACCAUCAUCAUUCAACAGUGGAAGCAGUUCACUUCGAUACCUGUCUACCUCAAUAUCGAGCCAACCGGGGUCUUAUGGAUCUUGGUUUGGCAAGAAGCCUUCAUUGCAUCGAUUCUUAUCUCAGAGUCCAUCUAUAAAAAAUAAUGACUCUUGGGAGAGAGUUUCCAUAAUAUCUAAUCCAUACAGUUUACAGACUUGUAACAACAACACCAAUAUAAAUGGAUGUAUUAAUAAUUAUUGUAGUCCAUAUAGUAGCAACUCAAACAGUAAUAGUAACAUUAAUUGUACUGUACAAAGGAGUUCAAGCGGGACUUCAUUAUUUCAAAAUUUUAAUCGUUUAUACAAUACUGGGAGUACUUCUAAUCAAACACCACAACCGUCACCUUCUAUUAGUGAGUAUGAUGAAUAUCCUUGGUUUGGAACAACUCCAGAAUCACCUAGGAUGGAAAGUGGAUCUUUAACCAUCAAUAAUAAACCAUUAUGGCAGAAUAAACCACUAAACAAUAUUAACAUAACUAGGGACUGCCAGAAGAUCAGUCAAUCAAAUGUUAUAGAUGAUGCAUUUGAAAGGAUAUGUAUAUCCUCCAGCGCAAUUUACUAUGAUAAUGAUAAUGAUAAUAAUAUGCUUUUUGGAGGGAGUAUUUCCAAGGGCACAGACACACAUGCUGCUGUAUUAGAACUAAAUUAUGAACCACCUUCCAAAAGAGAUGGCUUUUUAGAAACAUUACCAAGAUAUACAUCAUAUAUUACUCAUUUUAAUUAUUGGUUUCAAAUUCAAGCAAUUCCAAUUACACCAGAUUCUGAAAGACACAUCAUUUCGGCAAUGAAGAAAGAUUUACAAAAAGAUUUAUAUUCUAAUACCUUUUAUGUCUCGCUACGGUCCAGAGAAAUUAAAAAAAUUAUAAUGAAAAAAGACAUUAAAUCUGAAGCAGAAGUAAAUCUGAAACAAAGAAUUAGAAUGAUUUUUAAUAAUGGGAAGUAUGGACACGUUACUACUGAGUUUAUGAAUUGUAUUGAAUUCGUAAAUAACUCUGUGAAGAAAGCUAGAACAUUGUAUGAAGAUCGCGAAAUAGAUGUUCAGACAAGAGACAACCAGCUAGUAAGCAUCUUUUUAUCUAUUUUAAAUUGUAAUAAAUGA
This is a messenger RNA of Arxiozyma heterogenica, 2700 nucleotides long. It is a transcript of the gene LST4, whose product is annotated as Lst4p. The transcript has a single exon. Bases 1 to 2700 code for a protein of 899 amino acids. NCBI's taxonomy places the organism in Eukaryota, Fungi, Ascomycota, Saccharomycetes, Saccharomycetales, Saccharomycetaceae. The record is from RefSeq and is a predicted model, not a curated record.